AUGCCUGAUGAAUGGGUUGAAAGAGGACUUGUUGCCGAAGCUGCACGCCAGCGCCAACUUGAGACUGUGAACUUCCGCCAGGGGAAACUCGACUUUGACGGUGUUGAGCCUGAGCUAGGGAUGCACCUGUUGUCCUUACACUGGAACCGACAACAUCACUCUUUUCUUGCAACUUAUCGUCCAGCCUUUAUGCGUGACAUGGCUUGUGGCGGGCCUUACUUCUCCAAACUCCUUCUGAAUGCUAUCUACUUUGGUGCAGCCAAGUUCAGCCCACGCCACGAAGUCCGCCGAGUAGCGGACGACGUACGCACUGCUGGCUGGCAGUUUCGUGAAAGAGUGCGUGAGCUUCUAGGCGGCUCUCUGGACAGAAGCGAAAUCACAACGAUCCAAGCCAUGCUAGUCAUGACCAACUCACUCUUCGCCCUAGGGGACGAACGCAGCGCUGCAUGGAUCUAUGCAGGCCUGGCAUUUCGUAUGAUAGUUGAUCUUGGUAUCCACGUGGAUACCCCACACCUUGCAGGCAGUCGCCGAUUGUCUGACGAAGACUACGAAAUCCGGAGACGUGUCUUCUGGGCUGCAUUCGUCAUCGACAAAAUCCAGAGCUUGUAUCAGGGCCGACCCGUCAGCAUCAAGGAGUCAGACACUCUUGUCCCGAUCAAAUUCCAAGAUACAUAUGAAGAACUCGAGCAUUGGACACCCUUCGCAUACUCUACGCAAUCAGACGCAACUUACCUGGGCUCCCCGGCAUAUAGUGUUUCCACAUUUCGGCAUCUUUGCCAGCUCUCGGUCAUUCUGAGUGACAUCCUCAGCACAAUAUAUACCGAGAGAAGCUCCGACUCAAGCCCUGCAGAGCUUUCAUCUAGGCUAGAAAGCAUCCAUUCAAAGCUAACGACGUGGCGACAAAACUUACCCGAGCAUCUUGCUAUAGACGCACACAAGGUUUCUGUGACGCCACCGCCACACGUACUCAGCUUACAUGCCCUUUACAACGUUCUCAUCAUCCUUCUGCAUCGCCCAUUCGUUGCCGACGGGCAUCUCUACAACACUUCACGUGCAAUUUCUGUAAACUCUUUCAUGGCUUGUGCAACAUCGGCAGAUGAUAUUGUAAAGCUCCUGCGAGUAUAUCACAAAGCUUUCAGUGUGCGAAGAGCUCCAUACCUAAUCUCGUAUGCUACUUACGUUGCUGCGACUAUCCACGCUCGCAUUGCCGCUAGACGUGGACCCAGGUCUCCUGCUCAUAGGAACCUCGAGACCUGUCUGGCAGUGUUCCGCGAGAACCAAGAAACGAAUUGGGCUGUGCGGCGCGCCAAUGCGAUUGUACAAAAUUUGAUGAAAAGAAUGGGAGUUGCUACGCUGAAUCCGAACGACGCUCUAAUUGACAGGGAUACUGACAACAGGGGUCAGAGCAGUACCCCAGAUACAACAGCUGGUAGUUCCGUAGGCCGCGAGCCCAGCUUGAAAAGCAUCGAUAUCGAUGGUAUUAUCCAAAGCUUUGUUAGAGAGCGAGAACAAGAAAACGCUCUGCCGGCGCAAACGAAUGUGACUGGCAAUGCUAACCUUCCACAUGCAAAUCUACCUGUACAAUCACAAUGGUCAAACUCUAUGACUGGAAUGCCAGCGGCGACAUCCUACAACGGACAAAAUGACGGUGGCAAUAUUGCGUACGAUAACAACAGCAGCUGGAUGUUUCAAGGCCAGCAGCCGUUAUUCGGCGACAACACCUUUACUGUGGACGAUCUCCUCUAUGGCUUCAACAGCUCAGAAUUGGACCGAGUGGGCAUUGAUGUGGAUUAUACGUUUGUACAGGUAGCUGUGGGACAAGAAUCGGUAGACUUUAGCGGCAACUGUGGAAACAUGUGCUCAGGCGUUGGACCAUUUGCUCUUCAAGAAGGUUUGGUUCGUGCUAGUCCCGGGGAGCGAACUCUUGAUGUCCGGAUAUUCAACACAAACACAUCGCGGAUCAUUGUUGACACUAUUCAAGUCGACGAAGAUGGAUACUAUGAGGAGUCCGGUGACUACGAAAUUCCGGGAGUCAAGGGGACUGGUAGCGAAGUAAAGGUUGCUUUUGUCGAGCCUGCGGGCAGUAUGACUGGAAAGCUGUUCCCCACUGGCAAUCGCUGCGACACCAUCGAUGUUAAGGGGAAUGAUGGCCAUCAGUUUUCGGUCAAGGCAACUUUCAUUGAUGCCGCCAACCCAUUUAUUCUUGUGGACGAGAGGACACUACCGCCAAAUCUCAAGACAGGAAGCAAAGACUCAGCAAGCUAUCUCGAGCAAAUGGAGUCUAUUCGGCGUGUUGGUGCUGUGAUGAUGGGCCUCGCUCCGAACGUAGCUGCAGCGGCAAAGGUUCGAGGUACGCCAAAGUUGGCCAUCCUAUCGUCUCCUCAAUCAGGUGGUCCAUCUGGAACCCCAGACGUUCAUGUUCAGGCAUUCAGCAUGGGAAAGCCUCACCCGAGUCUGCAGCUUACAGGCGCGGCAUGCCUAGCAUCAGCGGCAUGCAUCCAAGGAACAAUUGCACAUGAACUCGCAGAGGAUGCUAGAAUACAGUCUUCGUGGCAAGCAACACCCGAGCGUACACCAAGCCCAUGCUCAGAUUCGGAUGAGAGCCCAUCCGAUCUAUUGCCGAAACAACAGACAGUCACUCUUGCUCACCCGAGUGGACAAAUCAGUGUCGAUGUCUUGUGUACAAGCUCAGAAUCAUUCGCGUAUGUUGACAGGUGUGUCGUUUCUCGGACAGCCCGGCGGAUAUUUGAAGGAAAGGUCUACUACUAUACGGAUGAGGCUUGA
This is a messenger RNA of Bipolaris oryzae ATCC 44560, 2784 nucleotides long. RefSeq lists its product as uncharacterized. Gene Ontology annotation, molecular function: zinc ion binding; DNA binding. The transcript has 5 exons. Gene Ontology annotation, biological process: DNA-templated transcription. The record is from RefSeq and is a predicted model, not a curated record. Lineage: Eukaryota; Fungi; Ascomycota; Dothideomycetes; Pleosporales; Pleosporaceae. Bases 1 to 2784 code for a protein of 927 amino acids.